UCGUAAAGCGAGUGCGACCGGUUCGCGGUGCUCCGCGUCCGUAGUUACCCACUCUCUUCUGUUUUGGUUAUCAUUCGAUUUUAAUAGUUGCUAGUCAGCUGUGGAGGUGAAAAGUGAGUGAUGUAGUUUGAAUUUACUCUAAAAACUCGACUUGAAUUUUGUUCUGUGAGAGGUGUUACCAAUAAUGGAUUACAAGAGCGUCGUUUAUAACGCUGCACGAGACGGUAAUCUAAAUCGGUUAAAGAUAUACCUGCACUGUAACAAAGGCAAGGACGAAGUAUCCAUGUUAGUAGCUGCUAAAACUUCCGGUGCUACACCAUUAGUAAUUGCAUGCCGUAAUGGUCACUAUGAUGUUGCGGAAUUCCUUAUCGAGAGGUGUCACGCGGAUAUUGAACAACCUGGAUCAGUAAUGUUUGAUGGUGAAACGAUAGAGGGAGCACCGCCACUUUGGUGUGCUGCAGCCGCUGGACAUCUAGACAUUGUACAGUUGCUAAUAAAACAUGGAGCACAGGUAAACAGUACAACACGAACGAACUCCACACCUUUGAGAGCAGCAUGUUUCGAUGGACACUUAGAAAUCGUUAAGUACCUAGUUAAGCAUGGGGCAGACAUCGAAGUUGCGAACCGGCACGGUCACACAUGUCUUAUGAUAGCCUGUUACAAGAGGCAUACGCAAAUAGCGAAGUUUCUUCUUGGUCUUGGUGCCGGAGUAAAUAGAAAGAGUGUCAAGGGUAAUACGGCUCUUCACGAUUGCGCAGAAUCUGGUAGCUUGGUUAUACUUCAGCUGCUAAUCGAGUUUGGUGCUACAAUGGACGUCGAUUCCUAUGGUAUGACACCGUUACUGGCUGCUGCAGUAACGGGCCAUAAUCAUAUAGUAGAGUACUUAAUUAAACAGCAGCAUUUAGUUUCGAGAAAAGAAAGAAUUGACGCCUUGGAAUUGUUAGGAGCAACGUUCGUCGAUAAAGCGCGUGAUAUGAUUGGAGCUUUAGAAUACUGGAAACGAGCAAUGGAGGAAAGGUAUAAUGGUGACGGACCUCAACUUCCUAAACCACCAGCACAAGCAGUUGCCGCUUACGAUUACGCAGUAGAAAUCACAAGUCCUGAGAAUCUAGAAGAAUUAAUGGCUGAUCCUGACGAGAUGAGAAUGCAAGCAUUAGUAAUAAGGGAAAGGAUAUUAGGGCCGGCUCAUCCUGACACAAGUUACUACAUACGAUAUAGAGGUGCAGUUUAUGCAGAUGCGGGUAAAUUUAACAGAUGUAUCGAGUUAUGGAAUUACGCACUCGAUAUGCAACAGUCAAUGCUGGAGAGAUUGAAUCCUAUGACUCAAAGUAGCUUAUUUUCGUUUACGGAACUAUUUUCGUUUAUGAUGGGGGAAGAAGGACGACCAACUACCAGAGGUCGCAUUGUUCCACCAGUUGACCUACUAGAGCUGUUGAGAGUUUUCCGUAAGGCUAUUAGAGAAGUGGAGCUAGGAAAUCAAAUGUUAGAUAAAAUUUCGAAUGCUGAGAGAGAUGUCACAUAUUUAACGAGAGUAUUAGUCAUUACGUUACACUUGGCGUGCCUUCUGACGAGGUUAUUGAAUCAUCCUAAUUGCACAACAGAGCUUUCCGGCAUAAUUUUUAAGGCUUUAUAUGAUCUCAUCAAACUAAAAAUUAAGGGACGCCUCGGUAGAACUGCUUUGCAUUUCGCCUGUUGUAGGGAUGCAGCAUUAGUUGGACGAUAUCCCGCAUGCCAGUUUCCAUCUCCUCAUCUAGCGACGGUACUAUUACAUGUCGGAGCGGAUCCAAAUGCGAGAGAUGAAGAAGGCAAUACCCCAUUACAUCUCGCUGCUCUUGCUAAGCCAUGUCCUGCUAGUCUAGCACAGACGUUAUUAGAACACGGUGCACAUCUUGACUUUGUUAAUAAUAACGGUGAUACAUUUACGAGUUUGCUAAAAGGACAGCAUGUGCAUGAGCUAGUGAAUGUCGCAAAAUUUUCAAGACUGAGUUGUAUCGCUGCGCAAGUUAUACAACAGUUUAAAAUACCAUAUAAAGGAAUUGUACCUUCUUCCUUAGUGUCUUUUAUACAAAGCCAUUAAGUACUUUUUAUUUGAAGUGCAAAUUUUUGUGAUCUAUUAUUUAAGUGUGCCAGUGUGGUGGUACUAGAAGCGGUGCGUAAAAGUGUUUUGUGUUUAUUGUUAUUAUUCUAUUUACCUGCUCCAUCAUAAGUCGCUCCAACUAUAACUUCACUAUUAUUAAAUUAGUAAAGUUUUAUAUGUAUAUAUAUCGUUGCUAAUAUUUAGACUUUUUAUUACACAUGUAAAAGAAACGACUGAUACUCCAUUAACGAUUUUUUGAGAGUGCUUAAGUGGUUUGUGUGUUUUGUGAUAAGCAAGUAGGUGUAGAGGGUAAUUCAAUUUCUCUAUCAAAAUAACGCCAAAAUGGUACAAAUUUUACUGUCUUCCUUUCAAAUCACAGAGACUUGUAAAAGAGUACUUGCGUGGAAAGCAAAAUUUUACAAUAUUCGAUAAAAUCAAUAAUUUUGCAACUACUUAUUCUUUUGUUCACCCUGUAUAUCUUAAAACACAGUUUCAUGUAUUCUUAAUUUAACACUCGUAUCCACAGAACUUUUGGAAGUAUGAAUUAUGUAUGUACAGAACAUUUUCACAACAAAACAGAUUUCUGUGUACAAAGGUGAAAACUUGGUACGCAUAUCAUUGUAAAUUAAGAA
Photinus pyralis (common eastern firefly) is the source of this 2709-nucleotide messenger RNA. Its product is annotated as protein fem-1 homolog CG6966. Lineage: Eukaryota; Metazoa; Arthropoda; Insecta; Coleoptera; Lampyridae. The transcript has 6 exons. Gene Ontology annotation, molecular function: protein binding. Bases 185 to 2077 code for a protein of 630 amino acids. The record is from RefSeq and is a predicted model, not a curated record.